AUGGUCGAGGGAGCAGCUCAGAAACAGGGCGACAUGGUGUAUGAGAACUUUGAGAAGGGACGAGCUCUAAAAACCCGUUGCUUUAUUAGCAGGCGACCAGGUGGAUAG
Molecule: messenger RNA, 108 nt
Organism: Sclerotinia sclerotiorum 1980 UF-70
Lineage: Eukaryota; Fungi; Ascomycota; Leotiomycetes; Helotiales; Sclerotiniaceae
Exons: 2
Coding region: 1-108 (35 amino acids)
Source: RefSeq, a predicted model, not a curated record